UUGACGUCACUGUCAGAGAAACUACAAUUUCAGGACUUAUUUUGCGCACCAGCAGUACAGUUUGAUGGCUUGACUGGUUAGCAUAACUCAGUGUACCGUAAUUGAGAUAUUCGGCACUAACUUCAGAAUUAAAGACAGCCCUGGACAUAAGUUUCAUUAUCUGAUUGUACACAAUGAUGGAAUCAUUCCAAACCACCCCUUCUUUUUACUUGGGUAAUGGGACAAGCAUGUUUCCUAACUACAUGCCACCCAAUACCACAGCAGCUGACUAUUAUGACGAUUAUGAAGAUGAGAAUAUAGAGAUUAGGAAGGUACUUAACAUAAUGUCUCUCAUUGUGUACUCUGUGGCAUUUGUACUGGGAGUGCUGGGAAAUGGUUUGGUGAUCUGGGUUACAGGUUUCAAGAUGAAGAAAACUGUUAACACUAUAUGGUUCCUGAAUUUGGCCAUUGCUGACUUCCUUUUCACUGCAUUCCUGCCCCUGAGCAUAAUCUACACUGCUAAGGACUUUCAUUGGCCUUUCGGCAAAAUCAUGUGUAAGUUCAACAGUACUCUGGGCUUCCUCAACAUGUUUGCCAGCGUCUACAUCCUAGUAGUGAUCAGUGUGGAUCGUUGCAUCUCUGUGGUACAUCCAGUUUGGGCUCAAAACCACCGUAGCUCCCACAGAGCAUCAGUAGUGAGCUUUUUCAUCUGGCUCUUUGCCUUGAUCCUGAGUGCCCCCUACUUUGCCUUUCGAGACACGGCACCUGCGAACCAUGACAAGGAUGUCAUCAACUGCUUCAACAACUUUGCCCUCUCAGAGGACGAUGAGACGUCGGACAUUGCAUUCCGUCACCAGACGAUGAUUAUCACACGUCUCCUCUUUGGUUUUGUGGUACCCUUCACUGUCAUCGUUUCCUGCUACGCCAUGAUUGUGCAUAAACUAAGGAGAAACCGUUCUAUGGCCAGACGGACGGGACGGCCUUUCAGAAUUAUUGCAGCCAUCAUCAUUGCCUUUUUCCUGUGCUGGGCGCCUUACCAUAUCCUGGUGUUUAUUGAGAUGGUUAGCCACAUGGACUCAGAAGAAAGCAGCAGCAGCCUGGAGCUUGUCGCCGUCAUUGGCAUUCCUAUAGCCUCCAGCCUUGCCUUUCUUAACAGUUGCCUUAACCCCUUGCUUUAUGUUUUUAUGGGUCAAGACUUUAAAGACAAGGUGCGCAAGUCCAUUUUUACAGUGCUGGAGAGUGCCUUCACAGAGGAAGUUUGCCCUUCCAAUUCUCACUCAAACUCUGGAUUCAAUAGCCAAAGCAAGGAAAAGUCCUUUUCUGAUGUAGAAGUGUGAGGACUGAUUUGAAGCUCACUGCUAUGUACGUCUUAGCUUAAAAAUAAUUUCCAGAUGCUUUAGAAAGCAAUCAUUAUGUAAUUAUUGUGCAUGUACGUCUGAGCAUCAAGAAUGCUAAUCUCUUAUACAGGAUAUGUAAUGCAUAUACAAAAUAAGGUACUAUAACUACAUCAAGUACUCAGAAAAUUAACUUUAUACCUAUUCCAUCCAAUAUUUGAAAACGUAAGUGAGACAUGGUGGUAUGACUACUGAUAAAGAUGUUAUAUAUACAGUGGCUAUCAAUAAAAUAACAGACGUUUUUCCCAUCCAGUUUUUAAUUAUGAUGUUUCAUGUAGCUUACUAUGCAAGGGAUGCCAUACGUUAUAAAUAUUUGGAAAUGUUAAUUCUGUCAGAGUAUAUACUGUUUUUUUCUGUCAAUAUACAGCAAGUGCCAUUAAUAUUCUGUGCAUCUGUUAAUCAAGCUUGUUUCAGACUCUUACAGAAUUUUUCUAAACUAUUAAAUGAUUAAUAGAAACCUUA
Messenger RNA from Brienomyrus brachyistius, 1835 nucleotides. RefSeq names its product formyl peptide receptor 1 (gene fpr1). Gene Ontology annotation, molecular function: complement receptor activity; G protein-coupled receptor activity. The record is from RefSeq and is a predicted model, not a curated record. Lineage: Eukaryota; Metazoa; Chordata; Actinopteri; Osteoglossiformes; Mormyridae. Gene Ontology annotation, cellular component: plasma membrane. Gene Ontology annotation, biological process: complement receptor mediated signaling pathway; inflammatory response; phospholipase C-activating G protein-coupled receptor signaling pathway. Bases 174 to 1316 code for a protein of 380 amino acids. The transcript is spliced from 2 exons.